AUGACAAUGCAAAUUAAACUAUCAUCUCAUUCAAUAUGGAGUCAAAAUGGUACUACAGUUGCAGGUUCCCCAGACGCAAUACCAGGAUCGUUAUCUUUUCAACUUAAUAAGCCUAUUGGGAUAUUAAUUACAGACAACGAUAUUCUAUAUGUCGCCGACGGAAAUAAUAGUCGAAUUGUUCUAGUUCAUCUUCAUUCUUCAAUGAAUACUUCUACUAUCGAUUCCAUACGCGCCUCAGAUCUCGGUCAGUUUCGAGAUCCAACUGAUGUUUUCAUUUUCAACUCAUCUCUCUACGUUCUCGACCGAGGAAACCGUCGCAUAGAGAAAAUGCCGCUGAACGGAUCAAAGUCAACUAUAACACGUAAUUUAACUGGAUUGAAAGAUCCGCUCUAUUUUUACAUUGACAAUCAUGGCGACAUAUACGUCAGCGACAGAGCUAUUCACAGUGUGUUUGUUUUCCGAUCGAGUUCAUCAGAGAGCUUAAGAGUGGCUGGAAAUGGAACUCGAGGAUCUGCCAAUGAACAACUGGCUCGGCCGCACGGGAUAUUCGUCACUGAUGUGGGAACGAUCUAUAUUGCAGACCGUGAGAAUCAUCGAGUGAUGAAAUGGACAUCUGGAGCAUCAGUUGGAAUUCGUGUGGCUGGUGAUGGAACAGCUGGAAACAGUCUGACGCAAGUGAAGUCACCAACAGAUGUGAUUGUUGAUGAAAAUGAGUUGCUUUACAUUAGUGAACUAGGCAACUCGCGCAUCACUCGUUGGAAACCUGGUUCAAUCUCUGGAGUAUGUAUCGUUGCAUGUUCAGCAACAGCGGGAAAUAAACCAACUCAGUUACGCGAACCGCAUUCGUUAGCAUUCGAUAGUUUUGGUUCACUGUAUGUGAGUGAGUGGGCAAAUAACCGAGUGCAACAAUUUCAAAUUCUCAACUAUCCUGUUUCAUUCAAUCAACCGAAGUUCUUGUCGAACACAACAUGGAGUAAAUGUGGUGUCACUUUUGUUGAUAACAAAACUCUUACUUCAAAAGUUCGCGGCAUUUUCGUCGAUUUGAACGAUACCCUCUACGUAGCCGACCAUAUGAAGAACCGAAUUCUCAUUUGGUCUAAUCAGAGUGUUGACCAACUACGACAGUUAAACGCUAGUUUGUACGAGUUUACGCCUUUAUUUGUGACAUUGAAUGGCGAUAUCUAUUUCGAGAAUGGUGAAAAAACAGGUGAAAUUCGGAAGUUUACAUCAAGUUCUACCGAAAGUAAACUUAUUACAAGACUGUCUGCACACUGCUUUGGUCUCUUUGUUGACAUUCGCAACACCCUCUAUUGUUCUCGUCACGAAAAUCACUUAGUAGUGAAAGUAUUACUAACCAGUGAUAAUCACACGGAGAGAUACAUAGCAGGAACAGGCAAAGCAGGAUCGGGGUCAUAUGAACUUGAUCAACCUAUGGGAAUAUUUGUUGAUCUCAAUUAUCAUUUAUAUGUGGCUGAUGGUGGGAACAACAGAGUUCAGUUAUUUCGACGUGGAGACUUGAACGGGGACACAGUGGCUGGAUCGAACAUUCCAGAAGGUUUAACACUUCAAUAUCCCACUGGUGUGACGGGUGAUGGAAAUGGUUUUUUGUACAUUGCGGAUAGCCUACAGCAUUGUAUAGUCCGAGUGGGAAAUGGCGAGUUUGAGUACAUAGCUGGUUGCAAUACGAAUACAUCGGGAUCAUCUUCUAAUCAACUUUAUCAUCCACAUACUGUUUAUUUUGACAGUGUUGGAAACUUGUAUGUUGCUGAUGAAUGGAACUUUCGCGUUCAAAUAUUUCGUUCAAAAAUGAAUACAUGCGAUCAAUUGAGAACAACAGAAAAACCAUAUUUAACUUCAUCUUUAUCUAAAUAUCGAGAUAAUUCAACAUCAAUGUUUAUUGUUGUUGACUCCUGUGGUACUACAACAAAUAUUGGUCAAAAUUGUAAUAUAUCCGGAACAGUUUGUGCUAUGCAAAAGCCGUGUCCGAACAAUAGCAACUGCAUUGAUCUGAACAACGGGCACGAUUACAAUUGUUCAUGUCACAUUGAUUUCUUUGACAAACAAUGUCAAUUCAGUCGAAGUCCUUGUAAAUUAAAUACUUGUCUCUACGGUACUUGUCGUCCGAUAACAAAUUCUACAUAUGAUUGCACAUGUUCAUAUGGUUACGAAGGAACGAGAUGUGAACGAAAAAUAAAUUAUUGCUGGAAUAUCACCUGUUACAAUCGAGGCGUUUGUCGUCCACUGUUAGGUGCUUAUAAAUGUGAGUGUCUCUUUGGAACCGGUGGUGAACAUUGCGAAAAAAUUACAACAAAACUUUAUAUAUAUCGAGUUGUCGCGACGUCGUUCGCUUUCAUUGCAAUUCUAGCAAUGAUCAGCGUUAUAUUGUUCGUUAUUAUUAUGGACUUUCUCAGAUACUUUUUCGGCAUUGAUCCCGUACGACGAGAGCGCGAACGAAUACGAAAAGAACGGCGAGCAAAACGGCGUAAGCCAGUUAUUCAACGCUUUGUUUAUGUCAAUGCAAAACCCCCACCGAAACGAACACUUUCAACUAUAGAAGAAGAAACAUCGAUUUGA
This is a messenger RNA of Adineta ricciae, 2574 nucleotides long. The record is from the annotation of a GenBank genome assembly. Lineage: Eukaryota; Metazoa; Rotifera; Eurotatoria; Adinetida; Adinetidae.